AGUCCUCCUACUCAUAAGGCGACUUCGCCAGAUGGUGCAGCCUUUUCUUUGUUUACCCACCGUCCCUGAGUUUACCUAACUCACCCUGGAUACUAAAGCAUGGACCCUGCCCAGACAGCACAGCCGCCGGACACCGACAAGUAAGUCCCGUAGACUCGCAGUUGGAGCAAACAUCUCGGUCGGAGAGUCAAAGUAGACCUACAUCCAGCUUUUGCAGAGCCACCCUUACUUUACAACUCUGUAGCCAGCUGUUGUCGGUUGCCGUCUCGCUUGUUAAAGACCAAUCAAUACGCUCAGUCUGUUUUCAAUAACCUAUUAUAUUAUUCAACCAGCUGACUGUCAUUUUUCUGAUGCUAGGGUUUGGACACCUGUAGAAUACGCCACUGUACACUUUUAUUAGCGAUUUCUCAAACAAACUUAUGCCAAUUUAUACUCAUAACGGUUUCUGCCUGACUGACAACUCGGGAAGCCAAUGACAGGACAUAAAAGAGUGUGUACACAUGCAUUGCCAUAGUAACAGACCGACAUUCCAAAGAAGUGGAAAUCGGGGGCGGGACUAAAGUUUAAGCAUGGAUGGAUGCACCUUUUAUCAGCGAGUCACGGCAAGAAAGUUUUGGGUAAUUCUCAAUACCUGUCGGAAAGUAAAGCAUGCUCACCUUUUUACGUGGAAAAACACAUAAACGUUUAUUUUGUUAUGCAGCGGCUACAACAACGAGGACUGACGUGUAGCCGCGUUAGCAUGUACUGCUAACGAAGCUAACUGUAACGCGUCAACUUCUCAGCAAACGUUCAAUCGUUUUACAGGUUUAUUUUGGGAACAUUUUGAGGCAUUUUUCAGUAAAUAGCCUUUAAAACAAACGAAAGAUGCCGUCCAAAGAUACCUGUUGUGUUAACUGUUUGAUGUUUAAGGUUAAAAGCUGUCGUUUUACACAAGUUUUCAAGUUUUAAUUUCAUUAUUGUGUCAUUUAUAUAUUUAUAUGCCCAACCCACAUGCGUUUACAUGACACCACUGGUUCAUACAAUCCAGGAUUAAUCAGUUUUAAGGUAAAUCUCUGACUUAAAACAAAAAAGAAAAUUAAAUUAAAUACGUUGAGACAUAAAAUACAAAAUAAACAAGUUUGAGCACAUCACAGUCAAACAGUCAGACCAGUUUGGACUCAUUUAGACACCACAUUAUUUGAGGGUUUUGUUGAGCAACUUCAUAAAACAAACAAAUUUCCUCAGGUCAUUAUAUUGUGAGAACUGACCAACCUCAGGAAGAAUCUCAGCUCUUAACUGUGUGAUCAAGGAUCUUUGGCCUUCAGAUGAAUCAGGGCUGCAGAGAACAUUCAUGUUUUUAAGCUUCAACCUUUUAACUUGGCUUUUAAUUGAUAUUUAUUUGUUUUAUCUUCAUUUAUUGUAGUUAGCCUAGGUUUAUUUUAGGUCUGUGUUUUACCCAUAUUUCAGUUUUUACUUGUUUUAAUAAUUUUUAGGACCCCCAGUGUUUCCUCUGAGGGAGCCCUCGGCACUGGAAGCAGUGGUCGCUUAUGGUUGCUUGUGGUUGCAGGGGCCGGCCACGGGGUUCCUGGUGGAGGUUGCUGUCUGACACAUCCCUCCACUGGCCCUGUGUGUCGGUGUCCUGUGGCUGCGGGCGGCUCUCUGCUCCUGGUUCUGACGGCUCCUCUGAUGGUGCCUUCUCAACUGGUUCAUCUGUAUUCAGCCUCAUGUCCAUUCUCUUAGUGUGUGUAUGUGUGGUUGGGGGUGGAGUUUUUUGUUUUUGUUUUUAACUUGACUGUAAAGCAAUUUGAGUCACAUUCCUGUAGGAAAAGCGCUUUAUAGAUGGAGUUUUACUGAUUGAUUGAUUGAAAUGAGAUGUGACUGAUAUUUCAGGGUUAAAAUCCUGCUUUAUUUGCACAUAUGUGCUUAGUUUUGGUUCGGAUGGAAUUUUCUCAAAACUAUUUUGCUUAAAAUGUCUGCAUGCUUAAUAAUCAUGAGAAUACUUUGAUGUUGGUCUUUAUUUUUCAUUUUGGACUGGGUUUUAACCGCACUGCAUUUAAACCAGAUAGGUUACACAUAAACAUGCACCCAGGUGGCAGGUCAAGCUUUUUAAAGAUCAGUGAUUGGCAAGAAAAUUGUGAUCGGUGCACCCCUAGUUACAUGACAUGUAAGGAAUGUAUGUAUGUAUGUAAAUAAGCCAAGGUAGAGACAGUCAAUGUAUGUGACAAAGAAUAUUAUGAGUAACUUUGUGUUUGUUUUUUUUGUUCUGUAGGUAAAUGAGCCCUUAACCAGGGGGAGGCUGACACCACAUGAUGGCAGUGGAGGAACUUAGCUAGAGCUAAGACCAAGCUCUCAUCCUUCUGCUUCAAAAAGAACUUGUACUUAUUUUCAAGUUGCUUGGCAGAAGAGAAGUUUGACAUUUCGACCUGCAAAAGAGAUGCUCUGUGUUUCUGCUUAAACUUGGCCGAAGGGCAACAAUGACUGAUUAAUUUCUUCAUGGACAAGGGAAAGUUCUCUGACACAAUGUUCAGGCAAGGGGAUGCACAACCUAAAAGACGGCCCUCUGCUGGUUUCAACCAACCUCUAUCGCCCUCCUCUACCCAGCAAGGUCGUAUCCGGGCUGUGGAAGUGGCGAGAGGAAGAACGGGGUAUGGCUUUACACUCUCAGGCCAAAGUCCAUGUGUUCUCAGCUGUAUCCUGAAAGGGAGUCCUGCAGAGUACGUAGGUUUGCAUUCAGGAGAUUACAUUCUCUCUGUCAAUGACAUCAACGUCUCCAAGGCAUCCCAUGAAGAUGUAGUCAAGCUGAUUGGACGCUGCUCUGGCGUCUUGAAACUUGUCAUAGCUGAAACAGAGCGUCACAGGCGGCACCAUCACCACCAACGCUCUACCGGUCGUCACAGCGCUAGUAAUGUUACAACAGCAUCUUACCUUGACUCCUGCUCUAGUGACGAUGAGUUGGAUGGUUUCUAUGACAACGGCGUUAACAACAACAAUAACAGCAGGUCAGGCUGUGGAGCCCGUGGAGGCUGGUAUAAACCCAAAUUGGAUUCCAAACAGCUCGGCAUCAACAGAGCAGAGAAAGUUGUGGCAGAGCUGCAGUCAGGAGGAAUUUUUAACAUGAUCUUUGAAAACUCCAGCCACUCCUCCGGCAGCUCAGACAAGGAGAGAUCUGGGGCGAGCACGUCAUCAAAGCCACGGCCACUGUCUGAUCCAGAGUUCCCUCCAUAUCACAACUCAACCCAUUUCCAGAGCAACCCCAACCUGCUCUCUGAAGAGGAAAUGGCUCAAGUUCUGAACGAUGAUUCAGUAUUUCUGGACUCAGACUUUCGUCAGCUUCACCUUCACCAACAUGAAGAACAAGACUUGGAUGUGGGAGAUGGGGGUGACUUGGUCUUGGAGCCCAGCGAGGGCAUCCUAAAUGUGGGCAUGAUUGUCGGCUACCUAGGCUCCAUUGAGCUGGCUUCUACAGGGAUGAGUUUAGAGAACGACAGCCUCCAAGCGAUCAGAUGCAGCAUGAGGCGACUUCGGGCCGAGCAAAAGAUCCAUUCACUGGUUCUUAUGAAGGUAUGGCAAAAUGUUUCAUCUAAAGAGAAUAUUGUAUUAUUGGUUUACUCUGAAUAUCUAACCUUACUGAAAGUCUACUAACUUGAUGUGAUUGAUCACAAGCUCGACAAAAUGUUAGGACUUGAUCAGCGUUGGUUUAUUCACACUGAAAGUUCUGAAAAAAGGACAAUGAUCAUAAGUUACUUAAUUUUGACAGUUUAAAAACAGUGUUCCUUAUUUUCCUUUACUGCAGUUUAAUUUACAGAGACCAAAGUUUUCAAAUCUGAUCAAGUAUUGAUGAAAGUUGCAAGAAGAAAAUCAUCAAAUUUUACAAGCACAGAACAUGCUGUAGGUGUAUGGCCAUCUGCCGCGACCGGGGCUCAUAAAAAAGAGGUUGAAGUCAGGCAUAUAAACAAACUGGCUGACAAAGAUGCAUGGCAGCAUAAAUCUGAAUAACUAUGAUGAUAACAGCAAGUAAAGUUUGAGAAAUUAUUGCAUCGAUAACAACUGUGAAGUUAUAAGAAAUGUGAUUCUGAGCUCCAAUAAGAGACUUUGCCACUAAUGAAAGUUUUAAAGCUAACUCUCGAAAGUUAAAAGUUUUUAUUGUUCUUGUGUUAUACUACAUUGUGCUUUGUUAUCUGUUUCAACUCUGUCCCACCAGGUCAUGCAUGACAGUGUGUGUCUGUGCAGCGAAAGGGGUCAAGUUCUGGCCACCUAUCCCGCAGAGAAACUCGCUUUCAGUGCCUGCUGUCCCGACGACCGCAGAUUCUUUGGACUGGUCACGAUGCAGGCCACUGAUGACCAGGAGGAUUGUUACUUUAGAAACGGACGAGACGAAGAGGGGAGUUUGAGGACUUCCUGCCACGUGUUCAUUGUGGAUCCGGACCUCUGCCACCAUCAGGUAUGAUCACAGAGACAGUGAAGAGAUGUGUUAAAGGAGACGACUUCCCUUUAUUUAAACCACGCCUGAAUAAUUUAUACAGAAAUAGACAGGAUAGAAGAGUCACCUCCUGUGACAGUAUUCAGUUAGAUAAGACAUACUUUAUUAUCUUUGAGGGGGAAAAGAUGUUUUACAGAAAAACAAACAUAUCUUGAAAAGUUAGGGCUGGGCGAUAAACUGAAAAUUUACAGAUACAGAAAUUUACGACAAUAACCAAAGUAAUUUUGCCCAUAUCAAAAUAUUCGGUGUCAAAAAAUAAAUUAAUAAAAGUUAGUUUUAGGAUGUGUGUAGGUAGGCUACGGUCUCAUGUCCCUUUUAAGACGCUGUCCUACGUCAGAGACUUGACUCCAUCCAGUCCGUAACAAAAAGGGAAAGACAGGUGAGGAGAUGGAGGAUGGAUCAAAAGUUGUAGCGACUGAAGUAGACGAAGUUAAUGUGGGAGGGGGUGAGCAGCUUGUGGAGUAGUUAUCGUCCAUUUAUGAUUAUGGAGGUGAACUGCUCAAUAUAUCAUGACAUAUGAGGCAACAUCGCCCGGCCCUAGUAAAACUAAUCCUUAUUUUUUGUGCAAAUCUUUCCAUUGAGUUACAAAUAAUAAACCUAAUUAAAUAUAUUCCCUUACAAUUAAACAAUUCAGAAAUAUCAAUCACUGUGAAUGUUGUUUUUUUAGGUCCAUUUUGGAGUAGCAAGGAGGUUUGGCUUUGAGUGCACUCCCGACCCGGACACAGGAGGCUGCCUCGAAUUCCCGCCCAGCUCUCAGCCUCUCCUCCAGUUUGUCUCAGUCCUCUACCGAGACAUGGGAGACAACAUUGAGGGGGUCCGGGCUCGAGCAUUCAAUGACCCUGACAAUGACGCUCAGCAGAACCACAGCACCAGCAGCAACAGUGACAGCGGCAUCUGUAACUUUUUACCAGAGGAGAAGAGCAACAGAGUACUCUUAGUGGACCUCGGAGGUCCACCGAACCACAACCACCUCUCUGGGAUACGCCACUGGGACAGUCCACCUUCGCCGCAGCAGGCCUGGAGCCCCACGCUCGGAGCUGCAGCUGCACCUCCACCUCCUCCGCCUGCUCUCAGGAAUGGCCACUACCGUCAUGAACCACACCUGGCUGACAUCCCUCACCCUCUCCCCUUGGCUCACCCUGAUGUCCCUGGCAGACUCUCUCGAGGGGUCCACCCACACCACGUCUCACAAGGGAAGCGGGGAGGAGCUGUGGUGGGAGGAGACAAAAGAGGGGCUGGAGGAGUAGGAGUGGACCAGCAGAGGUGGUUGCCUGUCCAUGUGCUGAGAGACUGGCGUCAGCAGCACCACCACAGCCACCUUCAGGGCGUAAGCAGUGAUCAGGAGUCCUACGCAGAAUCCACGGACGGGUGGUCCUCAGCCAACUGCAGCACCCUGCCCCCACCUAUGAGCAAGAUUCCGGCCGACCGCUACAGGGCCCCACUGGCCCCCGGGGACCACCUGCCACCACCUGGAGGGAGUCAGCCUCAUGCUCCCCCGCAUACUCACUCCCACACCCACCGACUAACUGCUCAGAAAGAUGAGUGGGCUAAGAAGCUGUUUGGUGGAGGGGACAGAGAAAGAGCCGGAGCUGAAAGAAGUGAGAAGGAGAAGAAACGUGGGCAUGUGAAGGACGGAGAAAAAAAGGUUUGUUCAACUCAGAUUUUUAUCAGUCCGAAUUCUUUUUUUUUCUCUUCUUAUCAAUUUAAAUAUCAACAUUUUUCUUAAAGAGAAUUUAACCCAAGAGAUAGUCCUGUUGGCUUAAGUGAUACUCUGCACAGUAAAGUUUAUACCUCCUUAGCUUUUUGGCAGCCAGCUUUUGGGAGAGUUGUGUUAAAAGUGACCAUGAAAUGAGAAGCCUGGGCAGAGAGUGGUAUCCCAUCACACACCCCUGCUGUGGAAAUUUUCCUUUGACCAGAGUGUGUUGAAGACGGCAGUUUAUUGAGGCCAUAAAUCCCUCUGUGUUCAUGCUCAUGCUCACCACCGUAUUUUCAGCUUCUUCUUGCCAGUGCCUAGCGUUGAACUCCUCUCACACAGAUGUGAAAUUUUCCAGCGGUUUUGAAAGGUGCGAUGAACUUUAUUCACCUCACCAAACAUUCCUGUUUUGUACUGAAUAGUGGGGGCGCCGUUGUUGACUGUUCUCCCUAGACUCUCAGAACAAGUGAAUGGAUAAGUUAUUUAUCCCCACUGCUCCAAUAUCAGAUCAUGUAUUAUGCAGCAGCUUUGCAUCUGCCUUCACCUGAAAACCACCUGUUUUCCCAUGUAAGAAGACUCAGGGCAACACUAGACUCGACUUCUUUGCCAUGAUAAUUAGAUUAAUAUAUUUCCUUUGUGUAUUUAUCAUUGCACUCUUGACUUAAUUUGACUGUUAAGAGAUAGAAAUGUAAAGCAGAGUAAAAGACGCGACUGCACACUUUCUAGAUGAAUUCACUGGAGAUAGACCCUUGUUAAUUGGUGCUGAAUGAGGUUGGUGCUUCCCCCAGGAAAACUCACGGCAGACAGGAUCUAAGGGACAUCCAGGGGGACAAUGAGAGGAAAUGUGUACAGGGCCAGGGCCAGGAUAAAUGCUGAUAGUAAGCGGAAGUUUGAUGUCAAUACCUAUAAAUAAUGUCGACUAGUUGGAGCUUUUUGUGGCUCAGAGGUGUAACCACCAUGGUAAAGGUCAUUUAUAAGGGUCAGAUAAAAUGAUGAUUUUGUUGAGGUGAAUUAAGCACACAAUUUACACAUCUUUUAGCACAAAUGUAAGAUUAAGAAAGUAAAGAAACAAACUUCAUCAGGUAAUAAGUUCAUCAUUAACAACUAACCUAGUAUCUCUUUGUGCGUAUCCUGUUUUAUCUUUGAUUGACUUCAAGUGUCUGCCACAUGGUGGCACUGUUUCACUAUCUAAACCAGCAGCCCUCCAGAAGCCGGCUGCACCUCCUGCACGAACAUUUUGAAAUCUGUUGGUAGCUGAAGUCAGUCUGUCUACAGCAUUUACGUACAGAUCUAAUAUUUUAGAUUUCAGUGAUAAAUUACUAAUGAAGUUGUAUUGAAAUAUUAAAUCACAACAUAAAUCAAAGAGGUCACGAUUCAAUCUCUUAUUUGAACAGAAAGGAUGCCUCUUUUCCUCAAUGUGUGCAUGUGUGCGUUUGACAGUGUUCACAGCAUGUCUGAGAAAAAAGAGCACAAGUUCAGAUGCACAGAGAAAGCUUCUGUUUUUCCUGCUAAAAUAUGAUCUUCUUGCACCUCAGAGAGCGAUCAGCACUGAUCAUUUCUAUUUAAAUCCAGAUCUUAACCUCAUGCUUGUCUGCUUCAAAAGUACAUAGGUAAAACCGGUCAUGUGUGAAUGUUUGUGAUGCAAACACAUGUAAUCCAGUAUUUGAGUUAGUUUUAGCUGACACACGCACACACAUACACAUACUCACACACUCAGUCACAAGGCCUCUCAUUGGUAUCCAGGCAACAUCGCUGGUCAACCCCUGAUGAAAUGCCGACAAGUCCUGUUCUUAAUCAGCUAAUCAGAUUCAACACGUGUAACAGUUUGCCCUCUAGAGCCUGACAGCAUUGAUAAAUUAGUCAUUAGUGUCCUGGAGUUUGCUGAUUCUUACUCAGUCGUUUUGUAAAAGGAAAUAUUUGUAGGGCUGUAAUCAAGAGAAGAAAGUCUUGGUCGACUAAAACCCUGAAAUUUUCAACCAAAAAUCUACUAAUGAAGGUGGGAGGACUUUUCCGACUGACAGCAAACCUUCAUGCGGUGGAGGAAAAUAUACUGACAUCAGCACAAGAAGGCAAUUAAACACAAAAGGCAAACUGAAAUGCUCAAAAUGAAAAUAAAUAUUCAGCAAACCACCAGACUGUGAUUAACAUGGACGUUCUUCAAUCUAGUGUUGUGUCGUUUGCGAAUGAUCCGUUCAAAAGAAUGAAUCUUCUAAGUGAACAUACUGAACCGAAUCACUUUCUCCAGUGAUUUGUUCAUUUCUCAGCUCAGUUGAGCUGUCAGCAGGAAUUGCAGCAUUGCUAGGCGAGCCGCUGCAGGUAGGGAGGGAGGGAAGGACAGCGCAUGCAGCCACAACACUCUCGUCUCCUGGGCCCAGAAGCCCUGAACUGAACUGAAACCUGAACCAUUCAGCUGUGUAUGAGUUUAGGAAGUUGGAGUCGCAGGCCUCUACUGCCAAGCAUUGAAUGAUUCAGUGAUUGGGUGAACGAAUCUUUUGAACGAAUCUUUUCUGUGAAUUUAUCCUAGUGAUUCAGUACGUCUAAAAGAACUGUCGUGCCCGUCACUAUUUCAAUCUUCCUGUCUGGGGGGGGGUGUUCUGAGACAGGCUGUUACCUGUGAAACGGGGGUGCUCUGAGAACACCCCCAUUAACACUUGAUAUGUUCAUCCUGAUGAAAUAAACCACAGACUGUAAAUUGACGCAGAAAAAAAUCAAGUCGACCAAUCAGAAUUUUAGUUGACUCAGCACAUUUCGACCAAUAAGACAACAAUUAGGACUUUACAGCCCUAGAAAUCUGCCUACCAUCACUGUGAGAGAAGCAGAAAAAAAUCUGAAUCUUUGAAAAAAAUAGAGUUACAUUCUGUUAAAUGGAGACAGUCUACUUGUAUGAUUGGAAAUACAGAGUCGCAGCUCAAGUCCCGGGUUGUCCUCCUUUUUGGUGUGAUGUUUGGCCCAUAUCACACUCUGUAAGUCUUGUGCUACAGUGUAUGACUGACACUAAGUUAUUAGAGUUAGCAGCUCUCAUCUGAAGCAUACUCCACAAUACCUUAUGCGAAGAUGAAAUAGUUAUUACAAUGUCAGUCCUGUUUGUGCUCUGUGCUAUAGUUGUGGUUGAGUGUUAGACUACAGGGUGACCUACUGCUACAGGCAAAGUCACAAGGCUGUACAUGCCUUUAGAAUGAAAGAUUUACUGUAUGUGAAGGCCAUGCAGACACAAGAAUUAAUACUCCAUUUUCUAACACAGCUGCCCUGCUAAAUAGGCAGAUUACACACUCUGGUCACAGGGUGUUUUAAAAAACUUGAACACAUUUUCGAACUGAAACAUCUAAAAGUCAACAGAUCCCUCUGAUUGUAAGGUUGAAAUGGUUUAGGAAUCUGAGAUUUUAUCGAUCAAGAAUUCUGUGAUGAAGCUUGUGUUGUAAAAAGUCAGAAUUUGGUGCUUCUUUGUCUUUACCCUCGUAUUUGAGCAUUAGAUCUUAAAGAGAAGUAAAGGAAAUGCUUCAUUUGUCAAUGUGGGACUCUCAGGAGGUUAAAAUACGUCAACAACCUUGUUCACACUUCAAAUUAGGAUAUCAAGUUUGACACCGGCUUUCCUCCCUGUUCGUACUGCCAUCCUCUGCUUGUCAUGCCCUGUGAUCUGAACAUAUAUCAUAUUUUUCUUUUCUUAGGGUGGUCGGUUUCGUGGUCUGACCAUGGGUUUCCCUCCACUUCCUCAGCGCUCAUCAGCCAGACGCUCAUUUGGACGCUCCAAACGUCUCAGCCUAGCUCGCUCCCUGGAUGACCUGGAGGUAGGAGUAUGCAGAUGAACACACAGUAACACACAAACCAACACACAGUAACACAUGAUUGAUUGUACUGUGUGUGUAUAGACAGUACCUGAUUCUCUCCUCCGACCUGUGGCAUUGAGUGUUAUUUCAGUAUUCGAGCUCACUCUGACCACCGUGUUAUUGUCACAUUUAAGCUACACGUGCACCGCUUUCUAAUAAUAGCAGCUUGUGUGCAUCAUACAUCCUCACGUGACACGUCGAGCCCUCUUCUCACAUCACCUUGGCAACAUACACAAAGUGGUGGUCACAGCCGGUGUAUAGAAACAGCCAAUAGACAUACCAGGUCGAUAUUUAUGCCAUACUGUCUGAAAUAUGAGGAUUACUUGACAUAAACUGAAGUAAGCGAUUUAUUUAUGCUUCUAUUUACCUGUGGAUGCAUUCAAGUAUAUAUAUAGUGCACUUAAUGGGCAUUUCCUGAUGCAAGUAUUGUUCUUUUGCUCGUCUAUUGGCUGCAAGAAAUAACCCAGAAUCGAGUCAGAUGAUGCACAUGAGUUUUGCUGAACAAUGCGCCUAUUUAGUUUUAUUUUACAGUAUUUUCUCUCUGCAGCUGCUGUACUUGUACUCAGGCAAGGAAAACACAAUUGAAUGUCAUUAUUCCUACAAUGACGGAUACCUUGAAGCAGGGCCUAGUUUUGCAGGUUAUAGUCUUCAUAUUAUAUCCACAUAUUAUUACAUGUAGUUUCAUCUUUUCAGCUUAUAUUGUGAGCUUUGAGUUUAGAAAACAAAGUUGCAUCUUUAAAAUAUGUUUUAAGAGAAACCGAAAGUGCGACAUACUGAGUAUUAUUAUCGUCAGUGCCUAUGCGUGUGUGUAUUUUUAGCUACAUAUAUAAGAUAUUUGGUUAGGCUGUAGGGAUGGGUGAUAAAUUAUUGUUCACGAUAUAUCAUCAGAAAAUUCAUGAUAACUAUUUGCCAUCUCAUGAUAAAUACGAUAAAUGUAAGUUGAUGACAUAAGCGCAAGCGAUGGACUCGCAGCCAUACCGCAUACAGAGCAGAAUAACAAACAAACAUGGCCGAAGGUGAUGAAGAAGACGUUUCUAAGCAGCUCGUUACUGAACGAAAUUCCACAUGAGGGAUUUCCUUCGAGAUUGGGGUUCAGAUGAACGUAAUCAGGUUUGAUGUCAUCAGUUUUCUCCAUAACCUACCACUCAAAUUUGUGGUUAAGUAUCUUAUUUGACUACUCCAACUAGUGUUCUCAAGACAAAAUGAGUCAAAAAUAUAAAUUAGAAUAAUAUUUUUUAUCGGGACUUUUAUCGUUGUCACCAGAAUGACGAAUCUUAUCAUGAUACAUCUUUUAGCCUAUAUCGCCCAUCCCUAUUAGGCUGUGUUUAUUUCAGUGUUGUACUCUCAUUCUUGUUAGUUGCACAGUAAGUACAGAAUAUAUUGCAAAAUACAUGUUUCUUGUAGAGUUAUUAUUAAUUUUCUCACAAUUGGUCUUGAUACAUGAAAGUUGAUUUAAUAUGAAGCGGUGGAUUGUGUCUGUCCCUUUGCGACACUGCUCCAUUGCAGCGUUUUCUCUCCCUCGUCUUCUCUCCUCUCUCCUCUCCCCCCCGCUAUUCUACCUUUUUCUUCCGGUCGUUAGGCCUUUUUCUUUUUCUGCACAUGCAGUAAUGUCCACAAACAGAGAGGUCUUUGUGUGGUGAGGGUGAGAGGGGGGAAGGACAGAGAUUAGAAUAUGUGUGUGUGUGUGUGUGUGUGUGUGUGUGUGUGUGUGUGUGUUUGUGUGAGUGUGUGUGUGUGCAGAAGAUUCGGGGGGUAGGGUUUGAAGUGUUAGCCUGCACUUCUAAUGAGCUCUGACGACUAGCAAGCUGACAUUCCCCUCGUUAGCAGGGCCCCACUAAAGCACUUACAGUACCUAGACACACAGCAGAUACUCGCAUACAAACACAUAUGUGGGUCAUUCUUUAACCAACAAGGAUGUCUGAAUCACCUUUAUUCAAAUCUGCCAUCACUGUGUCCUUGUCGGGUACUUGUAUUUGCCUAGAUGACAGAGCUUGUUUUGUUUACCAAAAAACCUAAAAAUGACGUCAGGCUCAGUCCGUGUCACUUAAAAUGAGUUUUACAGGCUCUGCUGUUUCAUGAAGCUGGUGAUCCUGCAUGGUUAGACUCUGGUGUGUAGGGCGCUGAGGCUCAGCAGUUAUAUGGAAAAAAACAUGAAAGCCCAGAGAGCCUGAUGUCAAACUAACAGCAGUUACAUCAUGUUUGAAAUCACCUCGUAAAUAGUCACAAACCUCUCUUUAACGGCUUUGAUGGGGCAGUGUUUACUGAGAAAGUAGGACAUACCGUAGAUCCAAGAGACAGCAGAGACCCGCGCUCUCCGCCACAAAGAUGGUCUGUUUGAGCAAAGCGAUAAAUUCAACAUCUUCUCUGUAAUCUUUUGGGCCUUUCUGCUCUCCCUCGUAAAGCCACAGUUGGCCGCUUUGGCACAGCAUCCUGUCCUCUGUUGAUAUAAUGAGUCACGUAGAUGCUUCGUUUUUAGAUGUCAUACCAAGUCGGUGGCAUCGAACGCGGCUCGACUGCUUCUGAUGGACUCUUUGGGAUUUCUAUUUUAAAUACUUCCACACUACUGAUAGUCAAACUACGGGAUUGCUGUAGCGACUGUAACAGACUGUUCUAUGUUUGCUGUUUUCAUCUUCUACACCACAUAUCCCAUGAGAGUUAGCGUUAGCUGCUGUAAAGCGAUUGUUGUUGCUGCAAUCUGUCUAGUUCAGGCUGUGGCCAGAGCCCCACAUUAACGUCAAUGUUAUUUAAUUUUGAAGUAUUUACAGUUAGUUAGAAAAUAAUAAUCUGAAUGCUCCUUCACACUAAGUUAUUUGGCGUUUUCUGCUUUUGGCAUUAAAAGAGACAUAAUUUUUCUCGUGAUGAGGGAUGAUAACUAAAAUAUAGAUGUUUUGACUCGCUAAGAAUCAAAACAAGAGUAUCUACCCAGUUUAUCACAAAAAGCUAAUUGAUUAAGAGAUAAAAUGUUCGCUUCUUCCCCCUUCAGACACAAACAAAGUCUGUGUUUGCGUUGUAUUGGGGGAUUGUGGGGACUCUCAAGUGAUCUUACACGCUAACACGCACCAAAGUCCUAACCUCGAGGCUUUCAAACAAUCUGCGCUGCAUCUUGAGGUCAGUUUAUCUCCAAGAGGUUUCUGAACUUUCAGAAAAGAUUUGUUUAAUGUUCUGUAAAAAAGUAAACCAAGGACGUCAUCGCAAAACAGCGAGGAUUUCUCUCUCUUUGGGAUGGAGGAACCAAGAGAGAGGGCGAUUUUCCAGAUGUAGUCACCGUAACUUUGACAUUUACUGAUCUUUGUGGUGACUUUUUUCUCCCAAUAGAGGGGUUUGUUUCAAAGCUGUUAUGCCACAGUGAACUUUUUUUACACACUGCCUCUAUCUUUGCUCUAAGCAGUGCUGGAGUCGGCUCCAGCGUAACAGAAAAGUAACAAAGCUUUUGCUGUAGCCCCUAAAAAACAGUAUCAAAAUGGUCAAUUACUUGAUAAUUCAAAACUUUCUAUCUCAUAAUUUUUAAAACCGUACAUUAGGGCUGGGCGAUAAACUGAAAUUUAUGACAUUAACCGUCAUUUUUCCCAUAUUGGAAUAUUUGGUGUCAAAUAAAUAAAUAAACAAAAGUUGGUUUUUGGAUGUGUGUAGGUGGGCUAUGGUCUCAUGUCCCUUUAAGAUGCUGUCCUAUGUCAGAGACGUGACUCCACCCCAUCCAGUCAGUAACAAAGGGGGAAAGACAGGUAAGGAGAUGGAGGACAGUUCAAAAGUUGUAGCGGCUGGAGCGGCGUCUGAAGUAGACAAAGUUAAUGUGGGAGGGGGUGAGCAGCUUGUGUAAUAGUUAUCGUCCAUUUAUGGUUAUCAAGGUGAACUGCUCAAUAUAUCGGUUAUUGAUGUAAAUUUUGAUACUGGUAAAUUUUCAGUUUAUCGCCCAGCCCUACAGCCACAACCUGCAAACGUUUGACAAGGAGCCUCACAGCACUGACACCAACUGACCACAAGUGAACGACCACAACCACAUUAUGACAAGAGAUAAUGACAACAGAGAUAUUUCUAUUCGUCCAGAAGUUCAUUUAUUGCAGAUCGUUUGAUUUUAUGAAGUAUCAAAUCUCGGUGUUGCGUCAUCCUUCAGCACAUAAAACACACACAAGCUUUUUUCGGACUCACAUUCCUGGAAGACAAACUGGGGUCCUCUUGACGUUGAAUAAGUUGCCUCUCAUCUGUGAAAUGCUCUCUUUGCUAUUUAUCAUCACUGAGUGUGAGUUUGGCAGGUCUCCUCUCAACCCCAACACCAGAGGGGUUGCAGGGGUGAGCACCUCCCUUGUGUGUGUGUCGAGGCAUGCUCAGAAAUGCAGCCUCUUCUCAGUUCAGCUGUACACAGCCUAAUCCUUUUUUUAUUGAAAUCAUCAGAUGUCUGUUUUCUUGACAUAUCCUUUUCUCAUCUCGUUACCCUCUCACAAAACUAUCGUGAAUCUCAUGAUCCUGUCAUGCAGAUGAGCACUCGGGGUGAUCCAUUCAACUUAGUGCCGGUUUUAUUUGUGGUCGUGUUUUCCUUAAUGACAAGGGGUCUCCCCUUUACAGCCGUGCCACCGCAUUUGUCGAAGUGUUUGUAUAGCCUGUCUCUCAGCCCACAGCAGUGUGGGUGGAAUAGAAAUUAUUGAAGGGUGGGUGGGAAAGCAGAGAAAAAGGAGGAGGGGGGAGGACAGAGAGGCAGGGUGAGGGAGGCAAAAUAGGAGGAGGAGGAGGAGGAGGAGGAUGGGGAAUGACAGCGAGAGGGAAGAGGAAUCUAGCGGCAGUCACAUUGUCAGGGUUUGGACAUUUGAAAGCCAUCAAGUUUUGCUGCUUUGACGUUCUGUGAGCGCAGACACACACACACACUCACUCACGCACACAUACACACACACUCAGACACUCACCAGCUGAUGGCUGAGGGAAGGUCUCUCAUGCAGUGCUGAGGAUUACUCGUCUCUUUCUCCAUGGAGCAGCAAACUUUGACUGUGGAUUCUCUAACAGCAGUGAGUAUUGAGCUGUGGAUGAACUUCUGAUCGGUGUAUUUCCAUGUUAUGAUGUUUGAUUUUAUUUGUCACUUAUUUCAUCUCUUAGAAGAUUGCUUUGGAUUGAUCAAACAUAACACGUAGGCUAUAUUAUAGGAUCAUGAAAGCACUGAAGAAGUGGAUGUUUUAGUCGUAUCUUCCUAAUGGAUGUCUUUAUUAGUUUGUAGCCUUUAUGUUUAUAUAUUUUUUUAGACAAACUAAUUUAACAUCGUACUUUUCCUGUCCUUCUCUGAUUUGAAUUUUGAUUCAGUUUGAGCUCUUUCUUUGUUGCUGGUGUAAAAAAUUGAGUUAAAACAUAUGAAUUAAAACUUGAGUUGGCAGGUUUUUCUAUGACAUGACAGAUCAUGUGACCGACACAGUCCAAUCAUCAGGGGUUUUCUGGCUCUGUUUAGUUACAGGGGAAACCUGUUGAUUCUUUUGUUUUGAACGUAUUAAUGCGCUCUUUGUUUUAUUCUGGAGUCAGCUGUCAGUUCAAGGUCAUGGUUUCCACUUAAUUGUACUUGCAUGGUGUGUGUGUGUGUGUGUGUGUGUGUGUGUGUGUGUGUGUGUGUGUGUGUGUGUGUGUGUGUGUGUGUGUGUGUGUUAAGUGAGUGGGUCUUGACACUUUGGUGAAAAGUAGCACAGUACAUUAUACCACUAAACACAGCAGUGAGGAAAGAGAGGACUGCAGGCCCUCUGACCUUCUGACACACACACACAAACACACACCGACACACACUAACAAAAACAACAAGGCUUCAUGGAGAAAUACCUUCAUACACACAAACAUGUACACUUAGAUAAUAUCCUGUAUUCACAUCUUUCUUUGGUGUGUGUGUGUGUAUUCUCUAUGAAUGAGGGAAUGUGUGUUUGUUUGCCCCGUGAUAUCCCCUGGGCUGACAGUGUUGAUAGAGGAAAAUCAGAUGAUAACAGAGGAUCACACUUUCUCUUGUACAUGAAACAUCUCAGGAGGCCUGGAGUCACAUCAGCUGUAGCUGCAUUUUCAGGAAAAAAAGAUAAAGAUACAGUGCCCAGUAGAAGUCAGUACACCCUCUGUUAAAAGUAACGUAUUACUCAAUAUCUCGAUGAGCAAAAGUACAAUUUCAGAAGUUUUGACAAAGCUGAGUUUAGCAUAACAUUUUAUUUACCAUAAGAUAAAAAUAAGGGUGAUAUGGUAACUAAAAUGUAGCUUUGAUUGGGGUGUACUCAUUUUUUUUAAUUUGGAUUUCAAACAGACAUAAAAAAAAAAUACUUUUUUGUAUGCAACUUAAAGAUCUUGUUUGCAAUCAGUGGCCUACAUUUGAGGGAGUAUGUUGUUGUAUAGUCGGACAUAGAAAACGUUGAUUUUUGUUGAAACUAAAGGUUUUCUGACAACUCUAAAGGGAUGUACUCAUUUAUGCUGAGCACUGUAUAUAUUUCUGGUGCAUCCUUACUCUGAGGAGGCAGGACGGUGGAUAGAGACGAUAGAUGGAGUAAAGAAGAAGUGCUGGAUAUGGGGGCUGCAGGUUACAAUCAUACCUUGGCUGCCUACUACACAACUUUAUUUUACAUCUUUGCAUCCAUACAUGAGGGUGCCCAGCUUCACCACCACCAAAUAAAUGUUUAUAUUUUUCAUAUUAUAUUUAUUAUCCAUUGAAAAAACAAUCUAACAGCAUCAUGUGAUGAGUCCAGUGCAGGACUGCGGACGCACUCAAAGUUAUUUCUGAUGCAGAGGGCAGCACAUGUUAGCACACCAAGUGAAACCACAGAUUGGUACAAUCAGGAUCUGGUCUCAUAAUGCUCGUGCUUCCCUAUAAUAGCUGUAAUCAUAAAUAUUCCGUUGGAACCAGUGAUUAGGCUGAUUAGCUAUAAGUGAUUAUUAAUUCACAGGCUUGUGUUGUGGUACAGUAGGAGUGAUAGAACUGCAUCAGUAUGUACCUUAUCAGUGUCAUGACAGCAGAGGGCGGUGUUGAUCACUUUUUAUGUUUGCAAGGUGAAAAGAGAAUCAGAGAGGUGAUGAACUCAUUAUGGUUUUAGAGUGGGUUCAUUUUGAUGAUCCUGUCACUUAACUGUAAGUCGGACAUUUAUAGAUAACACAAUAUCACUGAAUGUUUUCACAUUUGCUUCAGGCUCAGUGAUAUGUUGUGACAAACUUCUCCUCCCUCAUUACCAGAAUUUUAAAGCUGAAAAAAUUACAAUGUUCUGCUUUACAAAGAAGCUGAACCAGGUGUAUAAAAUUUCACAGCGUCACCCUGAGGUAGAAUAUAUUUUAUUUCAUUUUAAUUAAUUAUUAUUAUUGCAGUUAUCUUAAAAUAAUACAGUACAUGGAGCCUCAGUAAAGUUUAAACCAGUUUAGCUUCAUCAGAAACUUAAUUUCUCUGAAUUUUAUUCCCACUUUUUCACUAACCCAAACUCUUGCCCCUAAAUAUAAGCAGCAGUUUUCUACGGUGCAUUAUGUUGGUUAAAUGUUCAGAAACACCUCUAUGAUAUAACCUGCAGCUCAACCUUCGUCUGUGCUCUUUUUUUCUGCCUUUUCAAUACUAAAAUCCUGUAUUCAAAGUUUAACCGCUGUGGCUUUACUGAGUGAAAAUAAGGCAGACUCGAUUUUAAGCACUUGAGCAUGAAGAACUUUGGCCGUGAUUUCAGCCUUCAGCCUCAGUGUAUCCGUGUAUCAGUUUAAUGCUCAUAGUGCUGGAGCUCUUCAGAGUCACUUCAGUGUAGGGGUGGGGAAAAAAAUGAUACAGCAUAGUAUCAUGAUAUUUUGUAUGGUGAUAUAUUGUAUCGUCACAUUUACCAAGUAAUGUGAAGUCAGAGGGGACAUCAUAGAGCUGGAGAAAGUUAGUGCAACAAAUAUAGCAGCACUUGAGGAAAGACAUUAGGAAUGCAAAUGGGGUGCAAAUGAGAUGGACCUGACACAUAAAGUUUGCAAGAUGUGCUACAUGAAAAUAAAAUACUGUGUAAAUAAGACAAACAUAAAAGAAAGACAAAUGCUAAAUUAGCUGAACUGUUUAAAAAAAGUUUAAAUCGCAAUUGUGUCACAAUACUCACUGUAUUGCAAAAUGUUAAAAAUCCCAAUAAUAUUGUAUCGUGGCCUAAGUAUCGUGAUAAUAUUGUGGGGCCACUGGUGAUUCCCACCCCUACUACAGUUUGGGAUUGAGUUCAGUAAACAUCAACUUUUAUAGAAGAUUUGCUUGAGCCUCAAAGUGACAUAUGUGGUGCUGAAGAGAGUGCAAAAUUAUCUUGAGACGAACUAUUUUUAUUAGAAAUUAUUCAAAUCAAUAUCUCAUAAAUCUCUCUUGAAGCGUUUGGAAAUACGGUUUAGCUGUUUGCCGUUUUCAAUCCUAUGGUGUGAGUCUCACAAUAAACACAGACAAAUACAUAUUUUUGAUAACUGGACUGUAAUAUAUGCAGUUAAAAUGUUUAGAUAAAUCAUGGCUAUAGAGCAUGGUCAUACAAAACAAACAAACAACAAAAACUACUACUACUCCUGAGACACUGCAGGCAGAGGUGAGGUCUUUGCUGCAGCAUGAUUGGCAGACUUCACUUUGUUCCCACCCCUGAGUGACUGCUGCCUGAUGGGGGCGUGUCACUAUGGAAACUCAGACCUGUAAAUGAAACUUCCUCGUCAUUCUGUCAGCCAACUGUGUGGAGGAGGAUGUGAAGGAGAGGGAAAGGUAAAUUUUGUUUAAGUUAGAAAUAGUAUUUUCAAACCUGCGUACAGUGAAUGCACUCAAUGUAGCAUUAACAAAUAGGGCCAGUUCAUAACUGUGUGUGUGGGCGUGCACGUGCAUGUGUGUAUGUGAAUGAGGGAGAGAGAGAGAGAGAGAGAGAGGUAGGCAUGCUGAGGCAUGGCUCCAUCCAAGUCAGCUGUCUACAUGUAUUUCCUGCCAUAGAUAGGUCCUGGUGAAGUACAGUCAGCAUCAGCAGGCGUGUGUGUUUGCAUGUGCGCUUCUGAGGUUCAGAUAUGUAGAUCGAGCAGACAGUGGGUCUUCUCCUGUGCCAGAGGAGAACAGGAUGAGCCUGAGGAAGAGGCUCUCAUUCAAGCGGGUCUGGAACUUCAAUACAGUAAGUAGUGUGUGAACAUGUACUUAAAAUGCUGAAAAGUUGCCUGCCUGAGAGAGUGCACAACUUCUUUUUUUGCAGUGGAAGGAAUUUAAUGUAGGAAAGGACUAUUUCAUCAUUUGUUCAACUCAACCAUCUCUGGAUACACAGUUUUCUAACUUUCUGCAAUAUUUCAGUCUGAGUGCAACGAGUGGAAAAAGUUCCACAUCAAACAUUUUUAAUCAUUUGCAUAAAUUUUACUCUCAGAUGUUUGGAUCCUUUCAUUGGCUUCCCUUCUGUUUUGUUUAUUUCAAUACAAAAGUCGGUGACGAAUGGAAUGAGGAAGAGGCAGAGAAGCGGGGAGUGAGAAAUGUCAUCUACUGUCUUUCGGUACAAGCAAAAGUACACAGUGGUAUGUUCGGUGAAAGUCAGUGUAGCAGGUUUAGUUUGAGCGAAGAGGGGAAUAUUUCCCAAAGCAAAGUACACAGAGAGAAAAAAAAAAGGAUCCGUUACCUUCAGAGUGGGAAAACACUUACGUAGGAGGACAAGUUUACAGAGAGUUGGGAGAAGACAAAAUAAAGGAGGGAGGUGACGGGGGCACUUGAGAGCUAGAUUAGAAGAAGAACAAGUCUUCACAUGAUUUAAACGAAGUACGGUGGCGUGAGGUCGGCGUGUGAAAAAGUUAAGUAAAUAUAAAGAAAGGUACAAGCACUAACUGUUCAACAUCCAGAAUCCUGAUGUUUUUUUUCUGAGCAGAUUGUUUUGUGUUUUGAUUCCCUCCACUGUCUGUGUGUUAAAGGCAAAAAGCCAAGUCAAACAAACACUGAUCCCCCAGCUCAACCUCUGGGUCUCAUCUCCUGUGAGACUCUGUUGUAGGAAGACAAACAUUAUCUUCAUUGAGAGUGGAGAUCGAUUCCUGAAUGUGUUGGAAGGAUGUAGGAUGUUACACUUGAGGGUCACGGGAGAUUGAGCUUUGUGGUGGUGCUGAGAUUUUGUACACAUAAGGGUCCAUUUACACAGUUCUGUUUGCCGUGUGUAUGUUUAUUCUUCGAUUUCAGGAAGUACCAGGCUUUUUUUUAAAAUUACAACAGAUAAAAAAGUGGUUUAACUUUGCAAAUCUGUCAUCAUUCCCUGUUUUUUUCCUUGAAGCGUUGUCACUCAUGCCCACACCUGUAGAGCCGAACCUAUUUGACCUGCUUUGGGUCACUCGAAUCCACCUCGUCCUCUUAUGAAUUACACUAAACUCAGGGGUGUUAUGGUUACCAGUACUGGCAGGGUGACUGGUCCGUUCAAUGGCAGCUACUAUUCAGCUCAUAUUCAAAAGUAAACACCCAGGCACGCACGUCGAGUCUGUUGGCUCACCAGCUUCCUCCUCCACUCGGGCUGUGUGUGGCUAUGUAUGGCUUGUGUGUGUCUGAGAGUGCGUGCGUGUGUGUGUGUGUGCAGCCAGGAAAACUGUUGUGAAUUUUCAAGUGACCUUUUUAGAACAGCAUGUGUGAGUUAGUUGUUCAGAUUUGGGUGUGGUCUCCUCCAGUUUUCCAGUGUUUACAGGUACAGGAGUUGUCUGGGAUGACAAGUUCAUUAGUCUGUUCAGUCAUUUUUCACUUUGCUCACUUUCAUCCUUCACAGGAAUAAGACCGAGCUGGGGGUUUUAGCCAGUAACUAUAAUAGAGGAAUGAUGUCCCUGUGUUUGAAUCUGUCUUCCCUUUGUGUAUGCAAGGCCGUGUUUUAUUGCUGGCAGCUUCGACCACAGAUUGACGUUUUGUUUUACCCUGUUUAAUGUUAAAUCUCUUCUGUGUCUCAUCCUCCGAAAAAGAAUGUCCUUUCUUCACGAGACUGUUGUCCAGAGGCGUGUCAGGGGCGCACAUACCAAGUGGGAGCAUUUAAGAAACUUGAUAUUGUUUAAGAAGACUUUUACAGCCUUUGAAGUAAUAAUAUUAUAACAGGGAGAAUGAAUGGCUGUUGAUUGUACCCUGUGUUUUGAACCCCCCAACCUCCAGGUUUCCCAGCAGAUGAUGUAAACCUCCCCUCUCCCUCUGCUAACAGCUAAUAAAGCACUCGGGUUCUGUAUACACUGUGACAACCACACAGUGACACACGUAAACUCUGUCUGAACUGGUCAGGCAUGUGGCUACAAGGUGGCAUUUACUGUUUAAGAGGGGCUGAAGGCAGGAAAUGUGAGGUUUGGUAACAUGUGACCAGUGGGAAGAAAAUUUAAUAUCAUGUUUUUAAACAAAACAAAACUAACCAGCUCAUUUCAUCACCGCUGAUUAACUGUCAACACCAUACCGACGCAACCGACACACCUUUACAGUCACAUCUGGAAGUUGUCAGAAAUCACAUUGGCAGCAGGUUAGCUGUAUUGUACGGUGGCCCUGAGGUGCAAAACACAACAGCAUAUCAUAAAACCAACACAAAAAGAGAAACCAAAACAGCUAAGAAGAAAACACAAAACAAAAAGAGAAAACACAACAGCAAAUAAGAAAACACAACACAAAAAAAAAACACAACAUAAGAGAAAACACAACGGCAAAUAAGAAGACACAACACAAAAAGAAAAAACAAAACAGCAAAUAAGAAAACACAACACAAAAAGAGAAAACACAACACAAAAGGACAAAACAACGGCAAAUCAGAAAACACGACAGCAAAUAAGAAAACAUAGCACAAAAAAACAACACAAAAAGAGAAAACACAAUGGUUAAUGAUGUUGUGUUUUCCCUUUUUGUGUUGUUUUUUUGUGUGUGUUGUGUUUUUUCGUUUUUGUGUUGUGUUUUUUCGUUUUUGUGUUGUGUUUUCUGAUUUGCUGUUGUGUUUUCUUUUUUUGUGUUGUGUUUACUGAUUUGCCGUUGUGUUUUGCACCUCAGGGCCUCCAUAGUAUUGGUUUAUAAAAUAACAUCAAGUUCCUGGACAUAUUUGUUCUUGGAGCCUGUACCUGUUUCUUCUUCUCUCUGCUCAGCUGGUGUCUGUUUGUUAUUGUCCACCUGCUUAUAUGUUAAAAAGAUUGUUUCCUGAUUAGAUCAACCCUUGAAACUGUUCAAACACACAAAAGCAUCCCGGAGAUGGGAAACAUGUACAGGAACAGAGUCAAAAUUCAUGUAUAUAGUUUUUACUGUUUGGAUAUCAUGAGUUUAUAUUGGAUCUAAUCCAGACUCUCUCUUCCUUCCUGUGUGUGUGCUAACAGUACUUCACAUAUAAAUCAACAGCCUGUGUUUUUAAUGUAAAUAAAAUCCUCAGGCCUGAUUUUCUAAACCAGUUCCUGGAUCAUUUAAAAGUAUUACCUCCUGAGUGAGGGCUUUUAAAGGGGUAAAUCUUUCACCCCAGAACUAAGACCUUGUCCACACGGGAUGAAAACUAUAUAUAUUGCUUUUUAAUCCAAAAAGGUUUUCAGUAAAGAUGGCAUCGUUUCAGAAAAUAUCCACAUAUACACCACUGAAAAUGACUGAAGAAGAUGUAGUGCAUAUGCCAAGCCAGUAAGUGGCGCUGUAACGGUACCCUGGAAAUGCACAGUAAAACAGAAGAAGUCUAUCGAACAUGCGUAUAAAGUCUGGCUGUUUUCAAACUCGCCUACUGCAUACUCCUGCCGAAUGCAGUAUGCAGUACAUACUGCAUACCAAAUUUUGGGCAAAUCAGUACGUACUGCUAGUAUAGUAGCCAAAUUCAAAAAUGGCCGCUGUAAUGGCUGGACGUAUCAAGAGAAUUACGGUGCAUAAUCAUUUUAAGAAAGUUUUGGAUAGGCAUCCACACCAAGAUGAAACGGUAGUUGUAUACAGAUUUAUUCACCCUGGGGUUUUCAAAAAGUAUUGUUUACAGUCACGUGAAACCAGGGGCCAUAAGCUACCACUGUUCUUUAUGUCAGCCAUAUGCAUACACAGGCUGCAUAAUUAUUAAAUGCACAUAUAUGCAAAAAAGUAGAGGUAAAAUCAGAGACUGUAUAUAGAACGGACGCCGUCUGCCUCCUCUUUGCUGGGUGAAGCCACCGCGAGAACAGCACCCUCUGGUGACGGGCUGCAGUAUAGGUCAUAAAUCCUGCCUCCUCCAGCAAUCCCUAUGGAGCUGUGGACAAACUUUAGAAAUUAAUUCCACAGAAUAUAAAUUUUCCCCUUAUUGUUUUCUAUUAUUGACACUUGAUACAGUCUAUGGGUGUAAGAAGAUUGUGUAGCUCACUCAGGGGAUAUGCUUUUUGAGUGCUGGUCUUAGGAAGACGAGAAAAUCCAGGAAAUACCAAGAGCAAUUUGGUUUCAAAUUUGUAUAAUUAUGGUAGGCAGGGCCAAGUUUUCCAUAGUAUAUACAGUCUAUGGGUAAAAUACUUGAGCUGUGAAAUGCGUCUAAAAAUGUCUAAAAUGACCAAGAAAAAGGGUAAAUAUUAAGGGUGAAAUAGAAAGUCAUUUUGAGUCAUUAUUCCACGCUUAGUGAGCUCCAAUAUAUAUGGUUGUGUUAUCGAGCGAUGUCUUUUAGAUUAACUUAAUGAAUAAAGAAAAAACGAAAUGUAUUAGGGAAUUCUUCAGAUAUAUGACCAUGGCUGAUAUAUGUGGCAGAAGCAACAUUUAGCUGCAUAAUUCUGCACAUAACAACAUAAUUUACAUAACAAAGAAGCCAGUGACUGUUCUCGAUUUAAUUUGCUGUCAUUUAGGAUGGAAAAAAACUUUUAUUAAGAAAAGUCUCUCCAAAAUACGCAGAAACCUCAGAAAACCAGUACAAUCUACUCAUAAAUCUUCCCUCUAGGCUCGAUUAUGAUCAGUUUACCAGGGUUCGGUGCAGUUCAGCUCAUUAAUUGCUGGUUUUAGUAUGAUCCUGUGAAUUAAGUGUAAAUUUAACUGCCAGUUGUGAGAGCUGUAAAUGAUUGUCACAUUUACAUGAAAUAAAGAGAACGAAGCCCUGAAGCUCUUUUCUUCACCUCUUUUCCAGACCCGCCCCUCUAAGCACCUUUUCUUGCAGAUCAAGCACAGCCAGUUCACUGAUGAUUCCACCCACACACGAGACAAUAAGCGUUGGCGCUAACCUGACUGUGUUGAGAUGUUCGACUGUAUGUGAUAAUUACCCAGGUCUUGUCCUGUAAGAAUCACAGUCAGUCACAGUCUGUGUUUUCCACGCGGCUCACAGUGCGUGCCUGGACAGCUGCCUCUGGGCGCUCAUGUCGUAUAGAAGAAGUCAGUAUGUGUCACUGAUGUGAUGAGGUGAUAUCCUAAUCCAUGUCUCUUUGUGUUUCCUUACAGUCUGCAGCAGUCUCUGAUGGAGGUGAGUGAACAUGUCUUUACAUAUUACACUCUUAACAGCUGUUGUCAUUGCAUUUUUCAUUAUUUUUACAGUUACUGUUUUUUUGCUAAAAGCUUUAUGAAACAGCCGUGUCAACCUCUGAAUUAGCCUCUCUUAGUUUCUCAGUAGUUUCUCUGUGGUAUAAAGCAUGCUGUGGUAAAGGGUUACAGUCAUGUUCAACAUGGACACCUCAUUUAAAUCGGUCUGCUUUCACUAAAUUUGUAGAAACAACAGGCGGUCUGGUUGGACCUGUUCAACUCCUGCCCCACCUCUGCCUGCUUAAUGAGGUGGAAAGCCGCAACUUUCAAAAAGAGACAAAUUUUAAAAAACAAGAACUUGACAUCAGAACAGACUUAUAAAAAGCUUAAUGCUGUUUUAUCGAACUUUUUUAAGUUUCUCUCAGGUGUUACUGAGCAUUUGCAAGUGAUAUCAAAAGCCCUGGGAUUCUGCAGUUUACGGCAAAUGGGAGGUGGAAGGAGAAAGAGAAUAUUCAAAAAGCGUUAUGGAGCUAAUACCAGAAAUUUUUUCAAUGAGCAACAGAGAUGAUGUGUUUUCAGAGAGGUAGGCUGCUCUUCCUGCACAUUUGUUUGCAUGCGAUGUUAGGGAGUGUGACGGCAGAGAGACUCUGCCUGUAUUUAGCUGUUUUUGGGGAAGACUGCUGCUCGUCCUCAUAGACCUUUGCACAAGCGCUUCAUUGACUAGUUUACAAAGAAAUUAGGUCAGCUGAUGCUGGAAGCCACACCAUGAUGAUAUUCUUUUGUAACCCCUCAGUAGCAAAGAGGAAAUGGUCAUUAGAGAGUUUUGUAUAAUUGUGGAGAAGUAUCUGGAAACUACAGAAGCGUAUUGUAUUCACUUACAAAACAAAAAGGAAACUGUUUUUUUUUCUUUGCUUUUCUCCGACUAACUUUUUCUUGUUUUUUUUUUCCUGACUAAAUGAGAUCAUUCAAAAUUCAGCGAGAAUCUCUUACAAUCAGAUAACAUUAACCACCGCGGCUGCUCCAAAUCAGCGGAUUCUCCAGCUCCUAGAUAACUUUGACUAUGGGGUCAAUGAGAGUAAAGCAUGUUAUUAAUUAAGCAUAAGGUACGCAAAUCCUGAGGUGUCUGCGCAAAGUAAACAAACUUAUGACGAUUCCUUCGAUCUGACUUAAAGAAAGGAGUAUCUCCCAGUGUCUCAAACCCAAUAGAAAGUCAAACUUGAUUAAAAUAAACAAGUGGACCAUGUUUGCUUCCAAUAAAUCGAGCAGAGGGGGAUGAAAGUGUCUGUUUUUAAAUGAUCAUGAUCCCAGUGAAUAGGGAAAAAAAUUUGUCUGAAAAACAGAAAAUUAAAAAAAAUUACUCUGAAAAACAAACAAAAAUUAACAGAGCUUUUUUAAAAUUAUUCUUUGUCUUAUUUUGGUGAAUGCAAUACGCUUCUGUAGGAAACCACACAAGUUAACGAAACAACAUGGCAGCUUAUCCCUGAAACAGCCUUUGUUAUCAUCUUCAGUCCUGUUGGAGCAGGACAGCUCUGAGGUUUAAAGCUCCUGUAGGGAGUUUUAACCGGUCAUGAAACAGAAACCAUCAGUGAGGAGACUAUCUCUGUUGUCACUGUCAGAAAAUGCCUGAAGUUAAAUUUCUGUGAAAAUAUUGUCAGUCAGUAUGUUUACAUGCACAGCUACAGUCAUAACUCCAUUAGGGGAUUUCACUGGACCACAGUCCUCCAAUUACAUUAUGUUUUAUCCAUAAUUUUUGUGGAAGUAGUCCAUAAUUUAUAUUCUUAAUUAAGUGCACCUGAAGAGCCUUUCAAAAUAAAAACCCACAGGAUAAAUCAGCUUUUUACUUCUUCAAAUCCCAACACAGUUAUCAUGAAAGUAUCAAGACUGUAUGAGCAAAUAUUCCUCCUCACCUGUCAGCAGGUUUCUACUGUAUUUGUGUUUGUGUAAAUGCAUGUGGUCUCACUCCACCGUUCUGUUUUCUCGUGUGUUUCUGGCUCUGAAUUAUUCAUAAUCACCAGGCCGGCUCGCGCUCAUAUCACUUACCAACCUACUUGCAAAAGUGUGUGUGCAUGUGUGUGCAUGUGUGUGCAUGUGUGUGCGUCUGAAUGGAGAUACAGGGCGUGUUGUGACCUGACUCUCCCUGUGGUUUCUCAGGUUUUCAGCCAGGUUGCUCAUGACCAGCGGCCCCUCUCUCUCUGUCUUCUGUCCCUGUUUUCCUGCUAGCUAGCCUCUCUCCUGCAGUGAGUUUAGGCACUGCCUUGAACUAAGUAUUCCUUGUGUGUGUAUGUGAGUUUGCAAGUGGCCCUGAUAGGGUGAGUAUGGAUGGAGGGGCUUGGUUGCCCCUAAGGAUUCGCUAUAUGCCCCGCUGGCAUCACACAGGCUCCUACCAGCUUUAUCCAGGUGAGGAUGCAGCUGCUUGACAGGAUUCUUUACAGCUUAAAUUAAAAGACGACCACAGAGGACUGCUAAAGGAAGCUUACUGCACACAGGCUUUGAUAUUGAAUGUUACUUUGGCUCUUUUUCAGGCUCUGAAGUACCUCAGGUCGGUUUCAGAGUAAUCCACAGAAGGUGGGCUUGGGAUCAAAUGAGCUUCUGUGCUAGUGGGAGUGUAUUAGACUGUAUAUCUCUAAAGAGCAUGGCAUACCUUGGCUCUGCUUUUUGUUUCUCUGCAUCAUAAGAGAAAAGUGAGUGUUGUUUGGUCUGAAUGCAAGCUCAGGAUAUUGUUGAUGUCCAUUGUUUCUCCUUUGAGACUUACUUUGUCAUAUUGGUUUGUUGACAUGAGAUCAUGUAGGGUUUUUUUUGUGUAUGUGUGAUGAUAAGUGAAGUUAGUUCUUGUUGUAUUAGAUGCUUGUUUUGCUGGGAAAUGCUCCACUCCCCCCGUGAUACAUAUAAGGAUACACUGCUGAGUAGAUGUUUGCCCUCAUUAACAGGAGUUGUACGCUACACACUAUGAAACUUAAUUAGAGGAAAUGAGCGGUACAGUUUAGGAUGUAGAUAGAAAAUAUCUCCACUUGGAUACAUGUCAUGCGUGAGGCGGAAGGAUUUUCUGAUUAAAAAAAGCAGCAUGGAAAUGUCCAACAACAGCCGAGCCUUGAGUAGAGCAGACUUCACCGCGGGCCUGAGACUUUCUCUCAGUUUAUUUACGGGAUCUGCGUUGUGUUGGACACCUGACUGGUGAUACCUUCCCUCUGGCUGUUCUUGUUUUUUAUUUUAUCUCAUCGGAUUUCCACAGAUCAGUAGGCCUGAAGCCUUGCUAAUCUUACCCUCGGCUUUCUCACUGCGCCUUCCCUUUGCAAGUCAUCAGCACAGUAACAGUGAGGUGUGGUGGUCAGAAGGAUAACUCAGACUUCCUGCAGAACUUUCCUGAUUUUAUGAGCAAAAAUAAAAUAAUUGCGAAGUUCAAAUAGCAUCCUGUGAGUGACUCUUAUUAAAGAUGGAAAACAAAGAGAACAAGAAGUAGCAAGAGACACUGGUAGGGUGUCUGUGAAACUCUUGGAUAAUACACAUUGAUGCCACAAGGAUCUAAGUGUGUUGCUUAUAUAUUUUAAGUAAUUUUGAAAUGAAUUGAACAGCAUAGAACUUUAUUUACUAGGGCUGUAAUCAACCAACGAAAUUCUUUAUCGACUAAAACCCCGACCAAAAAUCGACUAAUAUGGGGGGCACAAAAGGCUAAAAUAUAAAUAUUCAGCAAACCACCAGAUGCAAUUUUUUUUUGUGGGAUAGUAGGGGAAGGUCCUGCCCUCCUUUGCCUCUGAUUGGCUGUGCUGGAUUUCGAUUGGUUAUUCCUUAUGGCUGUGAAACGUCAUUGUCUGUCGGGUUAGGGUUGGGAGAUUCAGAAGUGCGAUAAUGUUCUGUAACGUUCUGUUCAAUGUAAAGAGCCGACAGCCCGUGUUCGGCCUGAGCAUCCAGCUUUUCUAGCCAAUCAGAGGCGAAGGAGGCAGGACCUUCCCCUACCAUCCUACAAAAAAACAAUAUCGCCCACCAUGGGGUUGUUGAUUAACGCGGACGCUCUUUAAUCUUUCUGUCUCCAGCCGGUCUCCAGUGGGACUGGCGAAUCCAAAAUGGUGAAAAAAAGGGGGGGUGUUCUGAGACAGACUGCUACCUGUGAAAUGGAAGUGCUCUGAAAACACCCCCAAAAGCACUUGGUAUGUUCCUCCUGAUGAAAUUAACCAUGGACUGUAAAUUGACAUGGAAAGAAAUCGAGUCGACCAAUCAGAAUUUUGGUCGACUCAGCACUUAUCGACCAAUAGGUUGAGCAGUCGAUUAGGACUUUACAGCCUUAGUAUGUUGCUGACAUAUUUUAAGUAAUUAUGAAUUGAAUUGAAGAGCAUGGAGCUCUUUUUACUGCUGCUUUCUUUGUAUGAGUAAAAAUGUUUCGCAGUAGAUUGAAGAUGAUGAAGUAAUUGAAUGGAAAGAACACGUAAACACUGGAUCGGCCAGAAGGAAAACGUGGAGAAGCAAACAAAAAAAUAAAAUCUAACUGGAACUUUUUGAGUAUAUUAGCCAUUUAAGACCAGCCCAUCCGAUGUUUCACUCUUGUGUUGUUCACGUAAAGCUACAUUUACAGAAAUCAAAAAGUGAGAUACACCAAAUUCUCAAACUUUGAAUCAUUGCUCUUUGUUUGAACUCAGAUGUAACUCAGCACAGAGAUUCCCAGCCCUCAGUGGUGCUGCUGUGACUUCUUAUUUAACGCGUGAUGUGUGUCUUCAAACAGAACUCAACAGCGCGGAGCUGCAGGGCUGCAGCAGUGACAACAGUCUGAACAGCAAUGCCAGCCUCCCAAGUGUUCAGAGUCACCGACGCCACACUGAGAGGAGAGUGGCCAGCUGGGCCGUUUGCUUCGAGAGACUGCUGCAGGAUCCCGUGGGAGUCCGCUACUUCUCGGUACUAAAUAUAGCACGUCUGUUAUAGACCGGCACAUUUCCUCGACAGAUACUUUCAUCAAAGAGAUCUUUCAGAAAUGUUUUCUAAUUCCACACAGUGAAAGGAUGAAUUAGUUCUGCAUCUGUGUGAUCCAAUGAAGAACUUUGAGAUCUGAUAACUUUUCAGACAAGGACUCAUGAGUGGGUCAGGUGGAUUACAGGAAGUAAAAUCCAGGACAAUUUGGUUGAUUUGAGGUGGUGAGGGUAACCACAGGAAAAGACAUGUAGACAAAAUAAUGUAACACUUUUAUUUAGAAUAAAACUCAACACUGGUUUUUGAUUCUCGAUACGCAUUUCCAAUUAUCUGAUGUUAGUUGAUCUGCAAGUAAUUAUGGACUCAGUAGCUCACAAGCUCUUGUUUCUGCUCCGAGGAAAACGGAGGAAGGAGGGAUGGAAACAUGAGAAGAGCCUUUUCAGCACUGCUUAACUGCUUGAUAGUGUUGAAUUUACCUAAUGACUGAAAAAAAGCCUUGAAGCCCAGAUAAUCGUGUUCAUAUCUUAAAAUGUAUUUUCAUUAUUUAGUGUAUGCUGAUGCAGAUUAUAACGUCUCAUAGUCUGUUAUAGUUCAGUAAAAACCUCGGACAUCUGAUGUGUUUGAAACGUGAUUCUUGUGCCGCAGGAAUUCCUUAAGAAAGAGUUCAGCGAGGAGAAUAUCCUGUUCUGGCAGGCGUGUGAAUUCUUCAGCCAUGUCCCUGAGAAUGACAAGAAGCAGGUAACAAAUGUUUUUAGGAGUCAGUAUAAGGAAUAAGAUUUUUUUUUGUUUGUUUGUUUUUUCAUUUUGUCUUAUUUUUCUCCUCCAACAGCUUUCCCAGCGUGCUCGGGAAAUCUACAACAGCUUCCUGUCCAGCAAAGCCACAACACCGGUAAACAUAGACAGUCAAGCUCAGCUCGCCGAUGACAUCCUCAACGCCCCGCGGCCUGACAUGUUCAAAGAGCAACAGCUGCAGGUACUACCCUCAAACAAACUCGACAUCCUCUUCGCUGUAACCUAAGUGUGUUUCACGCGACCUCUCCUAAACAGUUAGCGUCUGAUUCAUGAGUCGAACCCAGAUGAACAUGAUCCCUGAUUUCUCUUGGAGGGAGAGAGUGAAAAGAGACCUAACCCCAAGGAAAAACAUAAUCAACUGUAUGAAAACAAAAGAGAUCUCUUUUUGGACUGGGGUUUUACUGAGUCUCUGGCAUUACGAAGGGGAAUGGUUUCUUAGAAGUGCUUGUUAUGAAGUGGAGGGAAUACUGAAAAGCUCUUUUGUUUCCAGCAGCCAAGCUCGCUUGUUCCAGAGUCAGGAGACUAGAAGGGUAUCCUUGUCAUUACCCACCUUCUCUAUUUUAACACAUCAAACAUGCAGAGUUCUCUGUGAAGGUUCUCAUCAUCCAGGUCAUGGUUAUCCAAUUCUUCGUUGAAAGGGCAACUGGACUUGUUUUAAGACGCUCAGCCUCUCUUCUAAAUGGUUUCUUUAGUUCUAAGGUGACAGGGGCCAAAGUCGCGGUUUCACAGUUUCUGUUGGUCAUCCAGCUGUAAAGGGGUGGGUGGUCUCCUCAGUUACUUCUUUAUUCAGGUCUUUAGUAAGGAAACCUCAAGAGUUUGUACUACAAUACGGCAUUAAACUGAAAUUUUACAAUGUUUGUAUAAAAAGGGGUCAGGUAGUAAGGAUGGGCGAUAUGGGCUUAAAAAAUGUAUCACAAUAAGAUUUUCCAUUCUGGCGACAACAAUAAAAGUCCCCAUAGGAAAUAUUAAAAAUCCAAUUUAUAUUUUUGAUUCAUUUUGUCUUGAGAACACCAGUCAGAGAAGUCAAAUAAGAUACUUAACCACAAGUUUGAGUGGUAGGAUUUGGAGAAAACUAUUGACAACGUCUUCUUCGUUACCUUCGUCCAUGUUUGUUUGUUAUUCUGCUCUGCGUGGGCGAUGGCUGUGAGUUCGGCGCUCCCGCUUUCGUCAUCAACUUGCAUUUAUCAUAUUUAUCUUAAGAUGGCAAAUAUUUCUCAUGGAGGUUUUCUCUGACGAUAUAUUGUGAAUGAUAAUUUAUCGCCCAUCCCUAUCAGGUAGAUGACCUGUGAUGUCAGCAUCUAAUUUGGUUGAUGAAAAUGAUGAAUGAAAAGUCACCAAUAUAACCCCUAACUUUGAACAAGAACCCUGGCCCUCUCCACGUUAAGAUGCUGCCCUCGCACCACAGUGAAACUCGGCCAUCACGAUGCCUGUACUUUACACCACACCCUGAAAAGUCUCUGUGCUGCUGUCCAAGUGUGAGAUUUAGCAUUACAUUGUAGUGUUGCAGAGGUAUGAGAGGCAUGACGUGUAAACAAACAGCAGGAGCUUUACGCAGAUGAUCUGAUGACACCUGUUGUGAUGAGAUCACACACAUACACACACACACACACACACACACACACACCAUGGUGCAGUUCUGCCCUGCCUGCUCCAGCCGAUCCAGUUGCUUACAUUGAUCUUGUCCAGCUGUAGGGAAACAGUUGUCAGCACCUCCCAUACAUAAAUACUCACUCAUACCAUUAUACAUACAUGGGGUAGUUAUAUAAUUUCACUCGUUACACCUCAGCUCAGCAGCAAAUAACUCCACCCACCAUUAAGCUUCAGGUCUUGAACAUCUUGUCUUAACUCUGCCGCAUAUUGAACCUUAAAUACUUUGUUUUGCAUUCACAUCCUUGUCUGUUUGCUCCUUCAUCACCUCCUGGAUUUAUCAUCCUCUCCUUGUACUUCCUUUUACUUAUCUUUAGAUCUUCAACCUGAUGAAGUUUGACAGCUACACACGGUUCCUCAAGUCUCUGCUAUACCAGGAGUGUAUGCUCGCUGAGGUGGAGGGGAGGCCUCUGCCUGACCCUUACCACAUCCCCAGCAGCCCAACCUCAAAACACAGUACCACUGGCUCUGACCGCUCCAAUAUCUCAACACCCAAGAAGGUACGGUUAAAAAAACAUGCAAAGUUACAUCUUUCCCACAGCGUUAGUAUGUUACUCCUAUGAUAUUUUAAAAGUGAUAAAAAGAGUCUGAAACUCAUUGAAGUCAGACUUAAAUGGAAAUAAGAGUGUUGAGUUUCUCUGUUUAGAUCUGGGUGUCUACUACUCUCAUCUAUCUCUUUGUUUAUUUCCAAGGAGGACAAAAAGAGCAAAUCUGGCAGAUCUCUGAACGAAGACAGUCGAGAUGAUUCAGUGGACCGCAAGAAAGGCAUGUUCUUCUCAUGGUCCCGCAACAGGAGCUUCGGCAAAGGCCCAAAGAAACGAGAACUGACUGACUUCAACUACAGUCAGUAGUUUUUUCUUUAUUAGUUUUAUGAUUUGGUUUUAACAGAGAUUUGAUCUUGAAACUGAAAAUUACUUUCUUUCUCAGAUCAAAUAGCUGUCAUUUGUUGACACUUCUUGUGUUAUUUUAUAGAUUUCUCUGGCAGCAAUGGACGCCGUGAAUCCCAGGGAUCGGUGUCAUCAGGAGCCAGUCUGGAGUUGGGGAGGAACGAGGUCAGUCUAAGUACCGGCACCAUCAGCACCUUCACGCUCCUUCUCUCAACACCAUAACUGCUCGUGUGAGAGUGAUGUUCAGUGGAUAGCCAUAAUAAAACUGUGUUAGAGCAUCUUUAAUACUGUGGAUCUCGUCCCUGGUCUGUGGGGGUCAUUACAUACCAAAAGUGGUCCAAGGAAGGAAACUGGCCAGCUGAUCAGGGGCUGAAUGGUGCAUUUGUUUGAAAAAAGCUGGCUGAAGAGAUUUGAUCUUUAAUUGGUUUAAACUAGGGCUGUCGAAAGAUUCAUUUUUUUAAUCGCGAUUAAUCACAGAAUCUUCAUAGUUAACUGCAAUUAAUUGUGGUUUGAAACUCUGUUAUUUUGCAUCUCAAGGCAGUUUUAAGCCCAUAAUGUAAAGUAUUUCUUACCAGAGUCUUAUUGGGAAUCAAAUAAACAUUAAUUAAAGUUCUUAUAGAUCAGUAUUGGACAGUGGAUUGCUCUUGGGGUCACAUUGCAGACCGGUAAAGAUGCUCGCACUGACCUCUAUUAGCAUCUAAACUGCACUUUAAAGCAAUGACAGAAGGUGGCCCCAUGUUUAAGUUAUUGUCUUUGCCUCCAAAUUCCCCAGAUCUCAGUCCAGUUGAGAAUCUGUGGUCUGUGUCUCAUCAGGUCACGGCUAACUUGGCCUUGACCUGAUUAGAGCGGUGCUUUUACUGUGUUAGUCAGGAGGUCAUCGUGUUAGAGCUGAUUUGAGUUAGUCAAACAACACCCGUCUGUUUCCUCAACACUGGUCCCUCUCACUGUCCUGUCCCUGUUUUCUUCUCAGGGUGAAGUCCCUCACGGCACAGUAUCGAUGUCAACAGGAGGAGGAGGAGGCGCCCCCUUGAGGCAGUGUAAUAUAAGCUUGCCUGAUGGCUCAUGUUGCUCUGUGCCACUCAAGGCUGGAGUGUCCAUCAGGGAUAUGCUGCUGGGCAUCUGUGAGAAGCUCUGCAUCAACCUGGCAGCUAUCGAUCUCUUUCUGGUUGGAGGGGAAAAGGUAAAGUAUGAGUGGAUGUAGAAAUGUCCCGAAGGUCUUCAUUUAGAGCAACAAUUUUAAAAGCAUUAAAUUAAACGGAUAUUCCAGCGUAAAUUUAAGUUAUGGUCAAACACACUCUAACACCGAGUUAGACACCCCCAAAGAGAUUUACAGCACAAGUAACUAGACGUAAAUAAAGAAGUUUCUCCUAAUUGGAAUAAAAGACGAACAAUCAGAGGGGUGAGGAGGUUACAGCUGUGUGUCCUGGCCUGUCUUGUUAAAAGACACUCACACUUGUCCUGACCAUGCGUCUGAUGCUUCAAUGCGAUGGGAUCUCACUUUGAAGCAUCACAUGCAAAUAAACAUGGAGCUUUUUCACGCUCAUUAGUCUUUGACAGAGUGGGAGUUGUCGAUCAGAUCAUGUUGUUUAUGUUGUGAGGGAAUGAGCAUGGAAAAGGAUGGACUGGAUCUAGAUCUGCACAUCACCUCUCUGUUCGCUCUUAUUUGGAUCUUUGUACAUACUUCUAUACUUCAUUUUCAACUGUGCUUGCUUACUAUAUUAAAGACUUACAGAUGAAACUAGUAGAGAGUGGGGGGGUGACAGAUGGGAAAAGAGCAGGUUGGAGUCAAACCCGGGGCUAAACGGCUGCCCUACAACAACAAAAAACAAAAUGAACUGGUUUCCUCAUAAUACUUAAAAAGGCAUAAAAUCCACAUUAUCUUGUUCAAAAGACGGAGGCAGAUUCAUUAGAAGAGAUUUCUGUGGCUGAUCACCUCAUGAAUAAUGCAUCACUUUCCAUUGUGGUCUGCCCUGUCUCCAAUUUACAGAGGAUAUUGUUCCCGUUAUAUUUCAGUGUAAACACCUCCAUAAAGUUUAGCCGCCAAGAACAGUUUGUUUUUGUUUUGGUUUAACCGUCUUUGGAAAGUCACUCCAUGUUUGACCUGCUAGAUUUUCAGCAUCUUGUGUUUGCAUCAACUCUGCAUGUCAUUUAAAUCUAAAAUGACCCAUCGAGAAGCACUUAACUGUUUCAGACUGUGGGUCCACGGUGGUUCAUGCAGGUUUUUGUCAUUCUGGUCGAACAGUCAGUCAUUAUUGUCCUUUACGGCUGAGAAACUAGCAGACCUUUUUUUGUGUGUGUGUCUCUCUCUUUCAGCCACUCGUUCUAGACCAGGACUGUAUGACAUUAUGCUCUCGAGACCUGCGGCUAGAAAAACGUACUCUCUUCAGGUAAGGUCAUAAUGAGCAGUCUCCCUGAGCAUGCUGGACUUGAAACACCAAUUCCUAGAGGGUCAUUCCUUUUCUCUUUUCCCAGACUCGACUUGGUCCCCAUUAACCGUUCAGUGGGUCUGAAAGCAAAGCCGACCAAGCCGGUUACAGAGGUCCUCAGGCCCGUGGUCGCCAAAUACGGCCUGCACCUCUCUGACUUGGUCGCACGUAUUGUAAGUAGCAUCAUUACUGUAUCUACCAGACAGAGAUAGGGCUGGGCGAUAUGGCCUCAGAUCAAUAUCAUGAUAUGUUGAGCAGUUCACCUCAAUAACGAUAAAUGGACGAUAACUACUCUGCAAGCUGCUCACCCCCUCCCACAUUAGCUUUGUUUACUUCAGCCGCUACAACUUUUGAACCGUCUCCGAUGUAGGACAGCGUCUUAAAGGGACAUGACACUGAAUAUACUAAGAUGGGCGUAAUGACGUUGGUUUUUGUCGUAAAUUUCGGUAUCAGUAAAUUUUCAGUUUAUCGCCCAGCCCUAGACAGAGACGUUGAAAGGGAUGAUGUCAAACGUGUGUGUCUGUUAUGAUGCAGAGUGGGGAGCUGGAGCCACUAGAUCUAGGUCUUCCUAUUUCUAACCUGGAUGGGCUGCGAGUAGUAUUAGACAUUGCCGAUCACACUCCUGGAAAAGGUAGGAAACACACAAUCGCAACAAACAGUCGCAUUGUUCAUCAUUUUGCAUCCAAAUCUCGACAUGUUCUCCUCCUCCUUCAUUCAGACAAACCGAAAGUUGCCGCUUCUAAGAGCCACGCCCCCGCCUCAGUGGGCAGAAACCAAUCAGCAACAGUAAGAUCUCCUUUAACGUCUCUUUUCACUUUCACACUGGAAUGUUCUGUAACACACCACUCCCUGGAUGAUGAUGAUGAUGAUGAUGAUGAUGCCAUGCUACUAAGUGUCCUCUCCUUCAAUCACCCAUGUCUGUUUGUCAGUGUCCGUGUCUAAAACACAUGUAUGUGCUCAGGUGAAUGAUUCGUGUCUUUGCCAGCAUUCGGGCUGUGUCUGUAUUUGUGUGCAUUGUCAUUUUGCAGUCAAAGGCCUCAUCCAACUCUCAAACGUUCCUAAUAUUCCAUUAUCAUGAUCCGUCAAAACGCUUCAUCACCUCUUCUUUCUGGUUGGCUGAUUCUCUUUCUUCUGUAACAAACCCACUGGUUGGACAACGGGACCCGGACUCUCUCAGAACCUCGUGAAACCCCCUUUUUUUGGUGGUGGCAGGAGCUCCUUAGAUAGCGGUCUGAUUUGGAGACAAGCAUGAAGGCGAUUUGUUUCCCUCUUCGUUUAUUCUGAGGUAGUGUUGGGCGGUAUGAUGGUAUAAACCGUGUGCAGGUAUAAAAGUGUCUACCCGUAGAAAUUUUGCUAGCGAGAGAGCAGAUGUCUGCUUCAUCUCUCUGAGUCAGUGAGUAGUUGUCUAUGCUCGCCGGAGCGCAUCCGUUUGCAGAGUUUGUUCGCUCCGUUUGAUUGGUCAGGUUUGGGUGUGCUCCCUUUAAUCACCAGCGUGUCCAGCAGACUGCUUGGCGUAGUUUCGACAAAGAAGAAACAGCUUCACUGGUGGAGGUCAUGGCUGAUGCGAAGAUUAGUGGCAGUACUGAACAAAUGGAGGUAGGCCGACGAACCCAACACAAGGAAGAGGAGGAGGAGAAGAGUGCGAGUCGUGACAUCUGUUGUCUGGGGAUUCUUCCGAUUUAGAAAAUCCAACAAUGAUCAAAAAACAAAUACUAUGCAAAGAGUGUCGUGUGACUGCUGUUGCUGGAGGUGGAAACACCAACAACCUCUUCUACCACCUAAAGAUGAAACACGCCAAGCUCUGUUAUGAGAUCUAUUAAAAGAUGCGCGGUGCACCCGCUGCACCAAAAACUAAAGUUGCAGCUGCUCCUCUCAUACUAAAGAGUCUUUCUCUAAAGGUUCGCCAUAUGAUAAAAAUCGCCAGACUGGUCUGGCAUUUUGUUCGCUUUUUUGUACAAAUCCGAGUUUGAAAAUGAAAGGAAAAUGAACAAAUGCAACAGUAUUUUUAAGCUAUUAAUUGAAUUUACAGGGGGGAAGAAACAUACGUGAUAUAAGAUUUUAUUCAUACCGCUCAACACUAUUCUGAGGGGAUCUUUUCAUUUAUAAAACAGGCUGUUUUCCACCACAAACCAAGUGAGGUGGCUUUCCGCAGUGAGACAGUCGGUACCUCUGGUGUUGUGUGAUCUGUCAUGGUUACUAAAUCCACUGGCCGUGCUUGGUACUCUCAGUGUUGGCCUUCUUGGGGUUUUUAAAAGGAUUUCCCACCUCCUUUUUUAGAAGAUGUUGUAGCGGCAUAACUAAAAUCAGCCCCCUCUGUUUCAGUUCAAUUCUUAUUUUAUAACCUGUCAUCCUCGUCACUGUCAGUAGCACUGUAGACCCCCUGGUGUUUCAUCAUUUGUCCCCAUAAUCGCACCAUCAAGACUGAUCAGGGCUCCAAUGCAUGACCCGCUCUUCUUUCGGCCCUCAGGGGGAGGACAGGCCAUCAGGGAAAGCUGGUCUAGCCCGCCCCCAUGUGGAAAAUGGCAAAGCUGGGCCCAACCCUGACACUAGCGACCAGCCCUUAACCAGCUACUCUGUCUCUCUUCAUAAGGCUCCGGAGAAAAGAAAGCAGAAAAAGAUUAAUAUAGACGAAGCUGAAGGUAAAGACAAAUAGUACAACCUUGUUUUCUCUUUUGUAUCUGUAGCUCCGUUUGCUGUGAUCACACUAACCCUUUGCCUGUGUGCCAUAUUGCAGCAGCAGCAGUGAAUGCUUUCAGAGGCUAGCCUGCUUAGUCUGUCUGAUCACACUGGAUGUAGCUUUGACUUGUUGAGCUGAUUAAUACACACCCUCUGCUGCAUGUUAUUACAAAAACUGUUUAUUUUCUUAAAGGUGGUUUUAUGCUGGUUAUUUGCUAUUGUGUAUUUGUUUCUGUUUGAUGUGUGUGCGUGUGUGCCUGCAGAGUUCUUUGACCUCAUAUCCAAAGCUCAGAGCAACCGAGCCGACGACCAGCGAGGCCUGCUAAACAAAAGCGACCUGCAGCUCCCAGACUUUCUGCGCUUGUCGCCAGUGGCAACCAACCAGGCUGGCCCUCCUCCAUAUGAAUCCGAGCCCAGUUGCUCAACUCCGUUUUCCCGCAACCCCAACAAUGGCAGCUUCCCUGGCAACGGUCGCCGGGGCAUCAAGGCAAACAGCAAUGACAGGGGAGGAGGGGGCUCCCAUUCGCUCAGUGCAAGCCAUCAGUCCCACAGCUUGGACUCGGCGCUUGGCACUGAGAGUGGAGGGGGUAGAAAAACCAGGCCUCCUCCUCUGUUCCCUGGCACCCUUUCCCCCAUCCAUCCGUCCCAGGGCGCCCACUGUGGUCCUCUCCAGGACUCUGUCAGGGGAGAUUCAGUCCAGAUGCUGGAGGAGGACACCCUGUCCGAUCUGACUCUUGUUGGAGAGGGUGACAUUAACUGCCCCAGCCUUACCUACGUCACUCCGUCAGCCCUACAGUGCAACCCCCACCCCCGGCAUGAAGCACAGGACAAUUGGCCCAGCUCAGGUACUUCCCCAGUGUGAACUCUCAAAACUUCAUAAAGUCGUGGUCCAGAAUGCAUUCAGCUCUCUUCCCUUGAUUUCAUCAAUCACUUCAUCCUUUCCAAAAGAAAUAAAGUAGUGCUCUAUUUCAGAUUAAACCAUAAAUACAGUAAAUAUCUGAAAGGAUGUGUUCCUCUGGAAAGUUCAUGAACUGAUAGAGUGACGAACAGCAUCUGCUGCAAAUCACCAAUAGCCUCAAAGAAAAACUGAAUAAUUCAGCAGAAGAGAGGAAAGAUUGAUGCAUUAUCCACCUGACAGUGUAAAACUUCUCUGUCCUUCUGUUUUUUUGCAUGUCGUGUGUCUUUGUGAACAUUGGAGUGACUUGCUGUGGAUUUUCUUCUGGAAGUGUAAGUUUAGGAAAAAGUACAGAGUGAAUCGUGGAUAACUUAUACCUUCACCCCCCAGCCCCAAUAAUGCACUUUAGCCAAUGACAAAUACAAUCACAAACUGUACAUACGCCUUUCCAACCGUAAAUGUUUCAACUUGUACCUUUCAAAAUUUCAGUGUCGUGCCACUAAAGCUGGGCAGAAAAUAAAACACUUCACCAGACUUAAUAGACGCUCCAAAUCCACACUUGCACAGAUCCUCAGGUCGUCCGUUCAUUAUAAUCAACCUGUUGCAUUGUUUUGAGCACACUGCAUUUUAGCAUGCUGAACAUAUUGCUUAGCCAGAGACGCAUACAGCUGUUCAUCACAAUGCAGAGUGAAGUCUAUGUUUCCAACACUCCUCCCUCUCCUCCUCCUCCCUUCAGACUUAAACUUGAGCACAGAGGAAACCCUCCUCUCUGGCCCAUAGACUGUAUAUAGAAUGGAUGUAUCUGCCUCCUCUGAGGGUGAAGUCACCGUGAGAACAGCACCAUCUGGUGACGGGCUGCAGUAUAGAUCAUAAAUCCGGCCCCCCUUCCUCUCAAACUUUGGAAAUAUAUAAAAAAUAUAUAUAAAAAAAGUUGAAAUUUUGACUUUAUUCAUGUCAACUAUGUCAAAAUUUCAACUUUAAUCUCAAAAUUUAUUUAUUUUUUUAUCUUGAAAUUUCGACAUUAUUCACGUUAUUUCGCCAUUUUUUUCGCCUUCUCAAAAUUUCGACUUUAAUCUCGAAAUUUCAGUUUUUAAUCUCAAAAUUUCGACUUUAUUGACAUAAUUUUGUUUUUUUUUAAUCUUGAAAUUUCAUCUCUAAUCCCCUUCCUGUAAUUAUUUUAUUCCUCCUCAUGUGACCCUAAUCCUUUUAAGUAAAGACUGGUUUGUGCCCAAGUCCUCAUUUUCUAUAGAGCUCCAUUUUUAAAAGUUAUUAGGGGGUUCACGAUUUUUAUGAUUGACACUUGAUACAGCCUAGGGGUGUACAGGGGAUACGCUUUUUUAACCGAACAUCAGUGACUCUUCCGCUGAAUGCGUACAACGCUACUGCGCUAGCGGUGGUUCCAGGAAGUGGAGAAAAUCCUAGAAAUACCGAGAGCAUUUCGGCUUCAAAUUCGUACAAUGACGAAAGGCGGAGCCAAGUUGUCCAUUGUAUAUACAGUCUAUGAUCUGGCCAGAAUGAGCCGAAAUCUUCACCUCUGUUUUCAGUUUUCACUUUGUUUUAGUUCCAGUUUUCUUCUUUUACUUCAGCGUCAGUUUCUUUCCUAUCAACAGUCCUGCACUUCCACAGAGGUCUGAACUGUAUGUCGUACUUUAGCUGGAAGAUUUUGGGGGUAACAAAUCUCACUGUUUCACUCUCAGAGUUUCACUCUUACUUCUUCUUUCCGUACCUGUAAUUGAUCUCAGUCUUCUUUUCACUUGUGAGAUCCUUCAGUUCAAAUUAUUAAUUUGUAUAUAGUCAUUUUGGGGAAAUCACUGUGUUGCUGUAGUUAUUAUUGAAACGCAAUGCAGCAAUACUGUUUUCUUCUGUUGUUUCAUGAUAGCCAUCAGUUUUCUCAGUUGACUGUUCUGUCUGUAAAUAGUUCAAAUAAAUGAAAGGGUUGCUCUUGCUGUAGAGCUUCAUGUGACUGGCCUCGUUUCUUUUCUUGGACUUCUGAUGAUAUCUGUAUCAUCUCUCUCUUUUCUCACUGCAUUUGUUAGGAGCCAGUGUUUACAACUGUCCUCUCUUCUACACUGAGCUUUUUUUUUUCUGAGUACAUCAAACAGAAAAUCAUGUGAAUUAUUUUACUUUAUUAUUGCCAAUCUCAGCCACACUUUGUUCUUUUUACCAACACAUUUCAGAGGAAAACAUGAUUACUCUAUUAAUUUAUUAGACAGUGGAUGGUCACUUUAAAGUUAAAAGAAUACAUUGUAUUAUACUAUGUUGUAUUAUAUAAAAAAGUAAUAUAUUAUAUUAUAUAUUAAAAAGUAUUAUAUAAAAUUAAAAAGUAUAAUAUUAUUAUAUUAUAUCAUAUUAUAUUGUACAUCAAAAAGUUAUAUAUAAAAUUAAAAAGUAUUAUAUUAUAUUAUAUUAUGUUAUAUUAUAUUAUAUUAUAUUAUAUUAUAUUUGUCCUGUAAAAUCUGUAUCCCCUUUUCACCCUUACAAAUCUACUUAGACCCAUAUGUUAUUGUAAUCCAAUAAUGCAUUUCCUUUAUGCUGUAUUUUGUGCUUUUGUUCUAUUGAGCUUCGAGUUGACUAUUUUAUUAUCAUUAUAUGUCUCCAGUUUUUCAAUAGAAACUCUAAUUCUUCCUCUAAAAUGUUCAGAAGUUGAAAUCUUAAACUUUUUUCUUCUCCUGUCAUCUAAAAUUCUUCUACUCUAUGACCUCUUUCCUGCAUAUCUUGCUUGAUAUUCCUGUCAUCUCUCCGUCCCUUCUCUGACUCUCUCUCUCGGUGUCGUUUUGUAGUACUGGUCUUUUGUUUUGGGGGUACAAAGGCUUUCUAGGGAAACUGGGCUAUCAGCUAUUUGGCUUAAUGCCUUGUUAGGCAAGCUUCGUCACACUGGGCUCUUUGGAAGCGAACAACAAGAGAAAGUUUGGCUUCCUCCUCUUCUUCUCCACAUUAGUAUUUGCAUACACUUUCAAAAACCAAGAGUUUAACUCCAGUCAUAGAUGUAUUUGCUCAUGGAUAAAUAGGAAAUUAAAAUCUGUGCGUCUUUUGACUUGAUUGUUCUCAUUUCAACAAAUCCAAAACAGUAUGCGAUGAUUUUGUUUCCUGUGAAUCUGGAAACAAAAAUUAUUCGAUAACAAGGAAGCCCCGUGAUUAUUACAUAGUGGACCAGUCCUGGGGUGUGAUAAGACUAUUGUUCUUGUAGUUGCAUGGGAACAUCUUGUGUAAUUCACUGGCUCUUGUUUGCCCAUGUCCACUGUCCAACAAAAUAAUUAGAGCAUCAACAGAAUUAGCUUUCCAACUCAAACAGCCCCAUCUGCUGGUAGGAGUGUGAAUCAAACGAUGGAUAUAAAAACACAGAGGGGAAAACAUGAACAAACCAGCUUUUCUUUUGAGAAGUUAUAAGUAAACAGAUGAAGUUUAAAACAGUCAGGGUUUGUAAAAGAAAAGUGAAAGUGCUGAUGUUACCGGAUCAAUUACGCACUUUCUCAAUAACAUGUUAUAAUUUAUCGACGCAUAUUGCAUUCACUUACAAAAACAAAACAAAACAGGAAAUUGUUUUUUUUUUUCUUUUUUUUUCUUUGCAGUUUCUCAGACAAAUUUUUCCCCCCUCUGUCUGUUUUUCGGACAAACUUUUAUUCUGGUUUUUCCACUAUUUUAUUCAUCUCUCUUUGUUUUUCAUACUUUUAUUCCUGGUUAAACAAGAUACUUUAAAAUCCUGCGAGAAUCUCAUACAAUCAGAUAGCGUUAACCACCGCACUGCCCC
This is a messenger RNA of Xyrichtys novacula (pearly razorfish), 42206 nucleotides long. The record is from the annotation of a GenBank genome assembly. NCBI's taxonomy places the organism in Eukaryota, Metazoa, Chordata, Actinopteri, Labriformes, Labridae.